CUCCAGAAUCCGUUACGGUACCGAUGUGAGAAAUAGAAGGCUGUGGAUUUGACAAAAGUGUGGCGCCAUAUUGCCUGCUUGUGUUUGGUUGCCGUUGUGGCGCGUGGUCAAGAAAGAAUUAUUACCCCUUAACGGAGUCGCCAUGUCCGAUAACCAGGAACAGAAGCCCGAAGCCGGCCCAGGUGACGCGAAUUCAGAGUAUAUCAAACUCAAAGUCGUAGGAAAUGACAGCAAUGAAAUUCACUUCAGAGUUAAGAUGACCACCCAAAUGGGAAAGCUGAAAAAAUCUUACAGCGAUCGUGUGGGAGUACCAAUGACGUCGCUCAGGUUUCUUUUCGAUGGCAAGAGAAUUAACGAUGACGAAACGCCAAAGCAGUUGGAAAUGGAGAACGAUGACGUCAUUGAAGUUUAUCAGGAGCAGACAGGUGGUCAGUACUGAAGGAUCAAAAGGGAAGGCCAUGUAAUUUGGUUUUAAUAUGUUUAAAGUGAAAGUGAUUAACGUAUAAAAAGAAUGAAACUAAAAAAAAAAACAAAAAAUGGACAAGAUUAAUGAUAUGGAUAUGUAUGUUUAAAAAAAUCAUUUGUAAUUUAAUUUCGACAAUUUAACCUGAAUGUGCUGUUUUACAUUCCUAUAACAUAAUGGCGAGUUAACGAAUUUUGUUUAUUGGGCCUUGCUCUCGAGCUGCGCUCAAUCAUCUACAAACAAUCUCGUCUAACAGUGCGUGCAAUUUACGUCUAUUAUUUUAUCAGCGCAUAGAUUGACAAUUACACCGUCGCACUGCUACUAACUAUGAUUUUUAGAACCAUCUGUAGAUAGCAAUGCAAUCAUCGAAUAUCUAGUUUCGCGUGAAUAAAUACGGUAGAACCUGGGUGUUGCGAUACUGAACUUUCAAAAUUGUCACACGUCAAAUUAAUUCAUUACUAUCCGCAAUAAAACAAUACUUGAAAAUUUA
Molecule: messenger RNA, 953 nt
Organism: Diprion similis
Lineage: Eukaryota; Metazoa; Arthropoda; Insecta; Hymenoptera; Diprionidae
Product: small ubiquitin-related modifier-like
Exons: 5
Coding region: 143-439 (98 amino acids)
Biological process (GO): protein sumoylation
Cellular component (GO): PML body; nucleus
Molecular function (GO): protein tag activity; ubiquitin-like protein ligase binding
Source: RefSeq, a predicted model, not a curated record